This is a messenger RNA of Folsomia candida, 2397 nucleotides long. RefSeq names its product zinc finger protein 275. The record is from RefSeq and is a predicted model, not a curated record. Lineage: Eukaryota; Metazoa; Arthropoda; Collembola; Entomobryomorpha; Isotomidae. The transcript is spliced from 5 exons. Gene Ontology annotation, molecular function: DNA-binding transcription factor activity, RNA polymerase II-specific; RNA polymerase II transcription regulatory region sequence-specific DNA binding. Gene Ontology annotation, biological process: regulation of transcription by RNA polymerase II. Gene Ontology annotation, cellular component: nucleus. Bases 180 to 2282 code for a protein of 700 amino acids.
UCCAUUUUUUGCAACUUUCACUUUCUCACGUCAUCAUCAGAUGUUUUGAUAUUUAAAGUUUUCAUAUUACUAAAUAUUUACAAAAUUUACGGUAAUAAAUAAUUUAUUUUCUAUCACUUCUGCCAAGUAAAAUAAGCGUAUUAAUUUUCCAUGAUGGUCAAGAUUUGACCCCAAGAAUCAUGGAAACGUGCACAUUUUGUGGAGGCCAUGAACCCUGUGUCCUCCCGACCCCGACAAGCGGACCUCUUUCGACCUACUCGGCCUCCUGCGUGACCUCUCUGCUCACCGUGUUCCACAUCGACGGCGCGGACCCCGUCGCUGCGCACCUCGCCGCGUCCGCGCUCUCCUGCGCGGACUGCCUUCAACUCACGCGCGACAUCGACUUGGAGUUAAGAUCGCUGCUCAAAUUCCUCAAAAAUCUGGACCUUCUCCGAUCCCGGUUGGCGAGGAGGGUCAAACGCGCCGCGGCCGUCGAUGCGAAGACAAAUUCUGAACUUUCCGCGACUUGCGACCUCAAUGAAAGAAUUCAACAAGAAAUCCCCCUCGUAAACCAAGCCUUUGAAACGUUUUCUAAUUUACUCCGGAUUCGAAAUCGAGGAAAUGAUAAUAACGAUCUUCUCAAAGACACGAUCAAAAACCCGGAGGAAAUUUGUAAACAGGAAAUGCUUGUAAUUUCCGAGAUUAAGGAUGAACCCUUAUCCGACCAGGAAUCCGAGACGAAUUUCGCAAACGAAAUAAUUUUAGAAAUUUGCGAUGGCGACGAUGACGCCAUGGACAUGGAAACAUUCGCCAUCGAUCCUGUCGACCAAGACGACAAUUUUUCUGAAUCGGAUUCUUCCGAUUAUUCCCCCUCCUCUCCCGAUUCGGAAGAUUCCUCCCCAGAAAAAUAUUUUCCCCGAAAAAACCCGCCCACAAAAAUUGACGUCGAUGUCAACCCCGACGCCACAUCAUCAAAUCCGUUACAAUGUUCCGUCUGUUUUAAAACAUUUGCCCAAAUUGCGUCAAAAAAUCGUCACUUUCGCAUCCAUCACGACUCCACUUUUACCCCUUUCCCCUGUCCGGGGGAAGAUUGUGACCGAGUUUUUACACAAUUUUGGCAUUUGAAAGAACACGUGGAGAGAAUCCAUCCGGGCGUUAGUAUUCCGCCCAAGGAGAAAAUUCGGGGCGAUGGAGAAGAAUCGGGGGACAUUGUCCCGAAAAAAGAACGGAUCCCUUGUCCCGUGGAAACUUGCGAAAAAUCCUACUCCCGAAAUCAAAGGGUCGUCGAACACAUGAAAAUUGCACAUCCCGAGGUCCCCUUGCCCGAAAAGUAUGAACGAAAUCGGGGGGAUACCCGCCAAAAUAAUCCGGACGGAGAAUGGAUCCCUUGUCCGGUGGAAAAUUGUGGUAAAUCAUAUUCGCGAAAUCAAACCAUGGUCAAACACAUGGAAAGGGCACAUCCCGAGGUCCCCUUACCCCCGAACUAUACCCCGAGGAGGAAGCCAAUUCGGGAAGAUGCCCGGCAAAUAAAUUCGCAUGGUGAAUCUGUCCCGAAAAAACGGAUCCCUUGUCCCGUGGAAGACUGUGAUAAGUCAUACACCCGAAAUGAAAAGGUGAUCGACCACGUGACCAGGGCACAUCCCGAGGCCCCCGUGCCCCCGAGGAUGAGGAGGGUAAACCCUAGGGUUAAGGAAGAGGUUAAAGAAAAACCGAUUCGGAUUAUUAAGAAGAAGAUUGUGAGGAGGAAACCGUGUCCCGUUUGUGGAAAAGAGAUCAGAUCGACGGGUUUGAGCGAGCAUUUGAGAUCACAUGCGGGCGAGAAAAACCACCUUUGCACGAAAUGCGGAAAACUGUUCCGAACAGUGCGAAGCGCUCGACAACACGACGCCGAGGUGCACAUCAGGGAACGAAAUUACAUUUGCGCCACGUGUGGAGCGUCCUUCAUCCGGAAGCAGGUUCACGAUAACCACGUCGCGACCAUUCACGAGCGGCCAGAAGAUCUCCGAUUUUCCUGCGACACGUGCGGAAAGGCUUAUCGACACGAGAAAAGUUUAAAGGAACACGUGCAAAUGCACACGAGCAAAAAUUUGGAGUGUCCCAUUUGUUCGAAAGUCUUUAACCGGAAGGAAAAUGUGAGGCUCCAUUUGAGAAGGGUGCACGGAGGGGAGAAGCUUAUCAGGAAAAGGGGAAAUAAGACGAGGGGAACAGGAGAAGAUAUUGAGGAACAGGAUGUGGAUGAAAGUGCUUAUCAUCAAGGCGAAGAACCACUACCUUAUCAAAGUACUAGUCACGAUUUGAAAUAAUUUUAUACCGGAAAUUUGUAAUAAUUAGUUACUCAUAAGUAAUUUAUUUUGUUGUGGUUUCACAUAUUUUUGCUCUGACUGCGACGAAAAAUUUGGAUUUUACAUAUAUAUUUUU